Molecule: messenger RNA, 255 nt
Organism: Aspergillus viridinutans
Lineage: Eukaryota; Fungi; Ascomycota; Eurotiomycetes; Eurotiales; Aspergillaceae
Exons: 2
Coding region: 1-255 (84 amino acids)
Molecular function (GO): catalytic activity
Source: RefSeq, a predicted model, not a curated record
AUGCACCUCAGGACCAUCAUCGAUGGCGAGGUUCGGCAGGAUGAGACGGUGGGCGAUCUGCUGUUCGACUGCCGCUACUUGAUCUCCUAUCUGUCCCAGGGCACGACGCUGCAGAAGGGCAGUGUAAUCAUGACAGGUACCCCCGGAGGUGUGGGCGCGGGUUUCAACCCCCCAAAGUGGCUGGUUCCGGGGACUCAGAUGGAUGUGCACAUCUCGCAGAUUGGGACCUUGCGGAAUAACGUUGUUUAUGCGUAG